Peniophora sp. CBMAI 1063 is the source of this 1581-nucleotide messenger RNA. NCBI's taxonomy places the organism in Eukaryota, Fungi, Basidiomycota, Agaricomycetes, Russulales, Peniophoraceae. The record is from the annotation of a GenBank genome assembly.
AUGCUAUUCAAUCCGCCUCAGAUCGAGAUCACGGAUUGCGAUAUGCCUGAAUGCGAGGCCCUCGUUGAGAAGGACGUCCGAGCAGCCUUCCUUCGAUGGCGAGACCUAUAUCGCACGCAUAUACCCCGCACAAUCGACCGUCCUCUCUGGGAAUGGUCGUCUGCCCUUGCGAGGGUCGCUGGUGUUACAGAUAGCUACCCUCAAGCCGUACAUCAUGAGAUAUGCGACUUCGUAGAUGAAGUUGUCUCCCAUGCCGACUUCUUUGAGGAUGCUCCAAGUCUCAUAGCGAAUGUUCUCCAUAUACUGUCAUCCUGCCUGCUUCUGAGACCGGAGGAGCUCAAGAGGUUGAAGCUGAGGCGCGAUGAAGCACGGGCGGAUCUCGAGGAGAAGUUCAUCGGUCUAUUUGUGAAAAUAUGUCGCAUCAUUUGGACCCACCGCUGUCUCCUACUCUCGAAAGGCAACUUCGAUACAAGCACAUUCGGAACGAUGGCGUUGGUCCAGGAUAAAUUGCAUGUCAUGCUCAUGGUAUACUACACGAUCCGUGCCAGUAACGAACUUUUAGACGACUGUGGGGCUCCAUUCAGGACCGAUGUUUUCGUGCACCCGGGUCACGAAGAUGUCCGUCGUAUCGCAUUGCUGUUGUGGUUUCAUUACGACAACACGCAGGAGGUAAAGAAUCGUGAGGAGUUUGGCGCGUAUAGCGAAGACACUAUAUAUUGGAUUAAGGAGAGCACGGAAGCACUAGGGUCAGGCAGGGAAAUGGAGGCCUUCAUCCUUUCAGACAUUCUCUCCGAGUAUGGGGCCCGCAGGUUCCUGGCACGCCUCGCCGUCUCACUUCAACGCAUCGCCCCUUUCGCGGGACGAGAUCUUGACGCGAUUCUCUGGAUCAUACGGUUUAUCACGUUGCGUCCCGAGUUUGUGGACCAUCUCGCGACGUGCGGUGUACUGAAGAAUCUUCACGGUGCACUGUCACGACUCAUACACGAGGUGAACGAUGAAGGAAAGACCAAAGGUAUCAUCCUUAAGACGUUGUUUGUAUACAGUGGGGUCGCAGCAAGAGCAUCGAUACCCAACGGACGUGCGGUUAUCAUCCGCCAGUGUGACGUCGUGGGCCUGCUCGCCUCUGUUACCUUAUACGUGACCAAGAUGCAACUCUUCGAUUUUAUGAAGGAAUGUUCAGAUUAUAUCGACGAUUACGUCUCCUUCUCGAAGUUUAUGUGCGAGCGUCACAGCAGGAACAACGUCCUGCGCAAGUCUUUGACACAGUCGGUCCGCAAUCACUGGUACAGGACGUUACAGAUGCUGCGCAGUUACAGGUCAACAUUUUCUCGUGAUGUGAUUGUCCACCACCGCGCAAUCGAGGGUCCGUGGCUUGCGCUCGGAAAUGCUCUCGGUUUGGACGAAGAGCGGGAGGCGGCGGAGUACGAGCGCGAGAAAAAGCGCAUGGCACAGUACUGCUCGCGAACAGCAUGUCAAUACCACGAGACCAAACCUCCCAUGCCACCCAAUGUUUGCAAAGGUUGCGGCGACGCACGCUAUUGCAGCAAGACGUCAGCGAAAAGACUGGAAGGAAGGUCAUAA